This is a messenger RNA of Sus scrofa (pig), 4798 nucleotides long. RefSeq names its product GULP PTB domain containing engulfment adaptor 1 (gene GULP1). Lineage: Eukaryota; Metazoa; Chordata; Mammalia; Artiodactyla; Suidae. The record is from RefSeq and is a predicted model, not a curated record.
UAACUUCAAAUAGCUAAUCUGUAAACAAACAAACAGUUUCCCCUUUGGAAGAGACUGGUAUGGAGUGACCACUGAGCCAUUUCCCACCCCAAAUGGUGCCAACAAUGACCCUUCUGGUCCAAAUGGCACAAGUGCCCAAAUGGGCAGAAAGGAAGGCUCCCAGCUUUCACCAGUAGACUUACGCAGUGUUUCCCUCUCCCAAGUAAAGUAAAAGUAGGCUGUUUGUGCCAAGCAGGAAAAGGUAGGAAGAAUCUCAUAAACAAAUGCUUUUGGCAGCUACUGGGAUGUGUCCCCCCAAAUCUCCCUCUUGGGACUGACAGGAUAUAAGCAAUGGGGUUCCCCAUUGGCCUACCCAAACACUCCUGGCCUUUCAGACAGGGGGUGGCUAGGAGAGGUAGGGAUAAGACACUCCUGGGCUGGUUUGCCAGAAAUCUGUUACUGCAUUCAGGUUUGGUUGCUGAGUUGUGGCCCAGCAGUCCAAUACUGAGAGACAAAUGUUGCAGAAAAGGAAAGAUAGCUUUAUUAAGAAAGCCAGCAGUCCUGGGGAGAAGGUGGACUUGUGUCCCAAAGAACCAGUUCCCAACUUUCCAGGUUUUGUUCAGAGAUCAUAUAGGGAAAAGAGAAAGGGCUGUGAGUUGGACGGGGGCAAUUUUCUGUUUUCAGAGAUGAUUGCCUUUGUCAUGGUUCCAUGACAAGUCUUAUUUGUGCUGGAACAUUAUCAAAGUCAUAAAUCUCUGGCUAGCUAAUCCUGAAAAGCAAGACACAAAGGGCAAAAACAAAACUAAUCUUCAAUCUUAACAAGCAUCACCAGCUUUUUCCAUUAGCAGCAAGGUAAGCUAAGUUAAUGGUGAUCUAGGGUAGAAGUCAGAUGUGGUAAGUAUAAAGUCAUAGUCAUAUCGUAAGUAAGAACUAGGGUUGGAGUAAUGCCAAGGAGCUGAGAGUCUCUAGUUAUAGUCUCACUGCUUCAGUUACAGAAAUACUUUAAUUAUUUCAAAAUUCCUCAAGGUAACAUGGAAUGAGUCCAACUACUCUUAGUUAAAAGUGAAUUUCAUGGUUUGCAAAGUGAUAGAACUAAUCCAAGAUGCCCCAGUGCUCUGUUUACAAAAUUCUAUUCCAGGAAUCUUUUGCCCAUCCUGUUACUAAUAAUGAAAAAGGAAGGAAAGAUAUAAUCAUCUAGAAUAAAGUGAGAAAUAUACUUUAAAAAUUUUAUUGAAUAUAUAUUUACAGUGUUUUUUUAAAGUUCCUAUUUUUUAUAAGCAUUGUUUUCACUCUUUAAAAUGAAAUUCCUUCUUUCCUUCUUUCCCUUUCUUCCUCUUUUUUCCUCUUCUUCUCUUCUUCCUUUGGGAGGUCUUUUUGGGGUGAUGAAAAUGUUCUGCCUAAGUGUAAUUAGAUUAUGUGAUGGUUGCACAAUUUUGUAAAUAUUCUAAAAACCAUUGAAUUGUGUAUUUAAAUGAGCGAACUCUAUGGUAUGUAAAUUAUAUAUCAAGUAAACUGUUUUUACAAAGUGAAAUGCCAGAGGUUAACUAAGGUGACGGGACUGGAGUGAGUAAAGUACAAAGACACUAGGUCUUUUCUCAGAUUGAUUACAGCAAAUCACAAGGCUAGCCACUCCGUUUCAGAACUCAAUUGGAUAUAGAGUGUGAUUGAACUGAACAUCUAUUUGGCUGAUCCUCAUCAUGAACCGUGCUUUUAGCCGGAAGAAAGACAAAACAUGGAUGCAUACACCUGAAGCUUUAUCAAAACAUUACAUUCCCUAUAAUGCAAAGUUUCUUGGAAGCACAGAAGUGGAGCAGCCCAAAGGAACAGAAGUUGUGAGAGAUGCUGUAAGGAAACUAAAGUUUGCAAGACAUAUCAAGAAAUCUGAAGGCCAGAAAAUUCCUAAAGUUGAGUUGCAAAUAUCAAUUUAUGGAGUAAAAAUUUUAGAACCCAAAACAAAGGAAGUUCAACACAAUUGCCAGCUUCACAGAAUAUCAUUUUGUGCAGAUGAUAAAACUGACAAGAGAAUAUUCACUUUCAUAUGCAAAGAUUCUGAGUCAAAUAAACAUUUGUGCUAUGUAUUUGACAGUGAAAAGUGUGCUGAAGAGAUAACGUUAACAAUUGGCCAAGCGUUUGACCUGGCAUACAGGAAAUUUCUAGAAUCUGGAGGAAAAGAUGUUGAAACAAGAAAGCAGAUUGCAGGGUUACAGAAAAGAAACUUAGUGUUCUCAUGUGACUUUGCUUCACUUCCUGAUGCUUCUCAUGGGGAUCAGAGCAGCAGAAGCAGCAGAUGCUGGAUUCAAGACUUAGAAACAGAAAAUAUGGAACUUAAAAACAAAGUACAAGAUUUGGAAAACCAGUUAAGAAUAACCCAAGUAUCAGCAUCUCCACUGCUGCACAAAAUGUCUGAUCAUGAACAACAUGGGUUUCAGAGAUGCUCACCCUCUUUCUGGCAUAAUACUGAUGGUUCAUCUCCCUGUCUAAAUAUUUCUUCCAUUACUGUCACUCCUGUCAACUCGCCUGAUUCCAGACUAUCAUUGGGACUGUUAAUACCAUCACCUUCUAAAUGUGGCCUUCCAAAGCCAGUCAGUGAGAGCAGCAUCCCAAGACCUCAUGCAGGCAGUGUGACACCUAAGUCACCCUCCACUGACAUCUUUGACAUGAUUCCGUUCUCUGCACUGUCACACCAGUCUUCAAUACCUACUCGCAACGGCACACAGCCUCCUCCAGUACCUAGUAGAUCUACCGAGAUUAAACGAGACCUGUUUGGAGCAGAACCUUUUGACCCAUUUAACUGUGGAGCAGGGGAUUUCCCUCCAGAUAUUCAAUCAAAAUUAGAUGAGAUGCAGGAGGGGUUCAAAAUGGGACUAACUCUUGAAGGCACAGUAUUUUGUCUCGACCCAUUAGACAGUAGGUGCUGAUGUCAAGAAGAAGAGGUCCUGAAUGUGUUAAAUUUGUUUUGUAUACAUAUGUAUCAUUCAUCAUUUACUUACGACAGGUAUUAUACAUGUGCCAAUAUAUUUUUGAAUAUCUUAACUUUUUGAUGAUUAUUUCAGUAAAAUUUCCCAACAUCCACUGUAGAUCUGUAAUAUUUUGUUUGAAAAACAACCACUGUAAAGUAGGUCAUACUUUUAUGUUCCUUUCUGUUUCUGUUUGUAAAAUUUAUAAUUGAAAGACAAAUUAUCCAAAUAUCUGCCUUGUCUGAGUUCUAAAUAAUUAGUUUUUUCGAAUUUCUGCCCACACUGCAGGCUACUAAUUUAUUACUGAUUUCCCAAAAGCCAUACCUUAAUAAUGUGUUUGAAAGUCCUAAAGAGAUACACCAAUGCCAGACUAAAUAGGUUCUGUAUUCAAACCAAGAAACAUGUUAUCACUCAUGAGACAGAUGGCAUUUUAUGUAUGAAAUGUUGUUCAUAUUAUUGGGAAAAUGUAAACUUUGAAUAUAAUAUCACCAGGUUAUUUUUAGCAGGUAAGAUAACAAAAAUAUAAAUUCCAAUAUUAAUUACACCAAAUGUAUUUAGAGUAUUUAUUAGUAAAGUCAAGGUAAUAAUUUUAGUUAUUAUUAUCAAUUAUACUCUAAAUAUUUUAUUUAUUUCGUCAAUAAAGAUUUGUGGAAAAAACAAAAACUUGCUAUUUACACUUAAAAUUUAAUUUCUAAUGAGGUAAGUUACAUUACCAGACAGAUGUUUACUGAACAUCAUCUGAUCUGAUGUUUUCUAAAAAAUGUUUGGAAUAUAUGCUAUUGUUUCAGUAUCUAUUGCCCAUAUUUACUUUACCAAAUAUAUUUUUUCUCACUGAAUAAGACUGUCCUUCUUAUAUUUUUCUCCUUUAAAAAGAUAUUUUCUCACCAAAGUUUAUUUUGUGAUGGCACAUUUGUUUUGAUACUUUAAAAAAUCUAUGGCACCUCUACUUAUGAAUUGUCAAUGUUAUUUAGCAAAUUUAAUUUGUAUUUGAUUUGUUAAAGUCAGAAUGUCAUAUUUCACAAAAAUCAAAUUACUGCUCAGUUUGGUUUUAAUAUGAACAAUAACAUUUUCUUGUACCUGAUUCUUGACAUGCUGAUGAACUCUGACUUUUAAAAAUGUUUCUUUCCUAUGCCUUUGCCAGUUACGUAACAGAUUCUAAUUUGUCCUCAGUGCAGCAAAAAUUUAUGGUCAAAUUUAUAAUUUGGUUCAUCACAUUAUAAGAAAAAUAAAUUAAUGAACCUGUGAGCUUAGAUUGAGGGUAGAUCUCAAAAAUUUUCUUUUCUUUUAGUCAUGGGGAUUUACUUUAAGUGCUAAAGGUAUAUUUUCACUAGGAAAAGAGAUCAAAUAUGCUUAUGCAAUAUUAUAUUUGUAUGUAUCUUCAUAAUGUUCUAUGGUAUAUAUAAGCCUUCUUGUUUGUUUUCUGUUAUUUGCUAAGUUGUACCUUAACUAGAGGUAGUAUAUGUUUCAUAAAGAGGAGUCUUUUUAAUUUUGUUUGUCAUAUAGUAUUUUGGAAUUUGUAUAAUGAGAAUGUUUAGAAGCCAUAUCAAUGGCUUUUUUUAACAGAUAGAAUUUGUAUUUUUAUUGUACUUUAAAAAGCUUUAUGUAAUAGGUAUAUAUUUAGUGGCAAUUUAUUAUCAAUGGUAACACAAUAGAGUACUUUGCACAUUUAAGGUAUGUUCCUUUACCAAUUUUUAAUGGUAAUCAAUUCUGCUACUGGCAUGAUUAAACAGUACAUAAUUGGUCAUUAAUUAUGAACAUUUAUUUCACCAGUGCAUUUUUAUGAAGAUCCAGUUGAAAAUUGUAUUUCUAUGUAAACUCAGUGAUAUGUUUGAUUUUGCUGAGAAUAAAUAAUUUUAAAUAAA